Coprinopsis cinerea okayama7#130 is the source of this 1788-nucleotide messenger RNA. RefSeq lists its product as hypothetical. Gene Ontology annotation, molecular function: zinc ion binding; nucleic acid binding. The transcript has a single exon. The coding region runs from base 1 to 1788 and encodes 595 amino acids. The record is from RefSeq and is a predicted model, not a curated record. NCBI's taxonomy places the organism in Eukaryota, Fungi, Basidiomycota, Agaricomycetes, Agaricales, Psathyrellaceae.
AUGUUGUUGUUGAAAGGGAUAGCCGCUUACAUUCGUGAGCCGUUGUUGGAGCACAUGAGGUUGAAGAACCCCGACCAUCUACCCGGCACACCUUGGUCCACCGAUAGCAUCCGUCAGAGUAUGAAUCACGCCAUUGCUCAAGCACGCGAGAACGAAGAGCUCGGUGUCGGACCUCGACCGCCUGGUGCCGACGGUGUAACGCCUUCGUCCGAUUCCGCUCGCACUCCUUUCGAUGCUCGUAACGUUCCGCCACCACCUCCACCCGCGCAUCCCUCGGACGACAAACUCGACAAGGUCUGCGACGCGCUGUCCAAGCUCACGGUCUCGGUUCAGAACAGUCGGUUGGGCGGAUCGUCAUCGCAGGCGGAGCAGUAUGCGCAAGGGCCUCGCUCUCGGGUGUGCAACUUUUGCUCGGAUGCGGGUCACUUCAUGCGGGAGUGCCCGUCGAGGAAGGAGUACCUGGCAAAGAAGUGGUGUAAGGAGGACGAUAAAGGGAGGAUUAUUUUCGCUGAUGGGACAGGAAUUACCUUCGACAACGCGCGAGGUCGAAACUUCAAGGAACGCGUCGACAACUGGCUCAACGAUCAUCCGUCCUUCAAGGGGGCAAACGCCAGCACUUCCGCCGCGCAACAGAACACGCAGACCCCAAUCCCUUCGCACUAUUUCAACUCGGUGAACUCGUCGGUCGGAAACGCUGGAGGUCCGCCACCGGUGGUUGGAGCGUUCGUGCAGUCGAAGGAGAAGGAUGAUUUUAGGGAGGAGGAGGACGAGAUCGAGGUGUUGAAGAGCUUGACGGCAAGGAAGGAGGCAUUGUUAGAGGAGAAGAAGCUUUGGUCGGGAAGGGUUCGAGGGGGAGAGAAAGGUCCGGGGAAGGAUAGCGGAGGUACCGACACGCCGAAGAAGACGACUGCGAACGCGGGUGCGACUACGACCUCGACGACGGCUGCGACUGCGGGUUCGACUUCGGCUGCGUCUACGACACCUACUGCGACCUCGACCUCGCCGGUUGUCACCAAAGAAACGCGUUCGUACAUUUCGGGGUACGACGACCCGACCGCUCUCGCUCGCGUCAAGAAGAUGAUCGACGAGACGGUUAUCCCUACCACCUUCGCCGAUCUCAUGGCCAUUUCGUCGGACAUGCGGAGGUCCCAGGCCGACACUUGUAGAACGCGUCGGGUUCAAGACCAGAAGACCAUUGGUAUCGACGGGUUGGAAAGCGGGGACAACAUCACGGUCGACGAUCGGAAGGACGGGUCCCUUCACGUCGCCCAUUCCUUCCUCCAGCAUCCGGUCUCUGGUCAGGUCAAAGUUCCUGAGGGUUGGGUCACGGCGUCGCACUCCGAAUCGAUUCGAACCAUUUCGUUGGUGCUCGACAAUCGGUUCGCUCUCAGGGCUAUUCUCGACGAGGGGUCGUCGAUCGUCAGUAUUCCCGAGUCGUUGUGGGAGAAAACCGGUUGGGCUAUCAACCGCGAUUUUGUCAUUAGCAUGGAGUCUGCUAACGGCAGUAUCACCAAAACUCUCGGCGUUGUCGAGAACGUCCAUUGUCGCGUCGGUACCAUCGACGCCUUCUUGCAGGUUCAUGUCGUUCCUAACGCGCCUUACUGUUUCCUUCUUGGUCGCCCCUUCCAUGUUCUUUUGAAAGCGCAUUUCGAAAACCGCGCCGACGGCUCUGUUAUGAUCGAGCUCAACUGCCCCAACACCCAUCAGCGUAUCUUGCUCCCUACCUUCGAAAACGAGCCUCGCUCGACGGUUUUCGACACCGCUAACGGCCGCGCCUUGGAUUUUUGA